AUGAACCAGACAACGGUCACUGAGAUUCUCCUCUUGGGAUUCCAAAAUCUCCACAACUUCAGGAUUCCGUUCUUCUCUCUGAUCCUCCUGAUUUAUAUCCUGACGUUCUGUGCCAACGUCCUCAUCUUAGUGUUGGUAUCAGUCAGCCGCAAUCUCCAGUCCCCCAUGUACUUCUUCCUCCAGCAGCUGUCUAUAUGUGACCUCCUGCAAACCACAACUAUUGUACCCAUCAUGCUCCAAACCAUAAUUAAGGGAAGAGCCACAAUAACGAUUGGAUGGUGUAUAACACAAUGGUAUCUUUUUGGUGGUUCGGAAAUAUGGGAGUGUUUACUUCUAACAGCAAUGUCCUUUGACAGAUAUGUUGCCAUCUGUAACCCACUGCAUUACUCUUCUAUUAUAGACCACAAGGUUUGUGUCAAGUUAGUUAUACUGUUAUGGCUGACUGGAUUUGGUGUUUCCCUGGUAAUGUCAUCUAGCAUAGGUACCCUUGUGUUCUGCAAGCAAACUGCCAUUAACCAUUUCUUCUGUGAUUUUGCUCCUCUUUUGGAGCUUUCCUGCUCUGACUCCAACUUUGUGCAUAUAGAAGCAGCUUUAUUGUCCAUCCCUACACUUAUUACUCCAUUUAUAAUUGUCAUUAUAUCCUAUAUCUGCAUUGCCCGUGCAAUCCUAAAGAUAGUGUCCAGUAUUGGGAGACAAAAAGCCUUCUCCACCUGCAGCUCCCACUUGGCCGUGGUCUCCAUAUUUUAUGGGACUCUCAUUGGUAUUUAUGUGGUUCCCAAUCAAGGUCAAUCAGUGACCAAAAGCAAAGUUAUAUCUCUAUUAUACACUGUUGUUACUCCACUACUUAACCCCAUUAUUUAUACUUUGAGAAAUAAAGAUAUUAAAGAUGUGUGUAAAAAAGUUUUGGACAUAUGGGCUACACACAUUUACUAA
This is a messenger RNA of Xenopus tropicalis (tropical clawed frog), 933 nucleotides long. It is a transcript of the gene or16m1b, whose product is annotated as olfactory receptor family 16 subfamily M member 1B. The transcript has a single exon. The record is from RefSeq and is a predicted model, not a curated record. NCBI's taxonomy places the organism in Eukaryota, Metazoa, Chordata, Amphibia, Anura, Pipidae. Gene Ontology annotation, biological process: G protein-coupled receptor signaling pathway; signal transduction; detection of chemical stimulus involved in sensory perception of smell. The coding region runs from base 1 to 933 and encodes 310 amino acids. Gene Ontology annotation, cellular component: plasma membrane; membrane. Gene Ontology annotation, molecular function: G protein-coupled receptor activity; olfactory receptor activity.